AGCCAAUCAGACCCACCUGAUUCCCGCAAAGGCCCGUGCCCAACAUUUCUCGAUGGCUUCCGUCACCAUCCCGAGUUUCUCGGAAUCCGACAAAUCCAACCUCACACAUCUCCACCACGAUGUCCUCGCAAGACGACCCAGCAGCCGCCUGCCCCGUCGACCACAAGACACGCGAAGCAUGGCUCGCCCAAGCGCGCGCCCAAAACGGCACCACACCACCAAAUCCCCAUAGCACACCCAUUCCAACACCUGCCGCCGCCCCGCCAGCACCCUCCCAAUCCGCCGUGCAGCAAUCCUGCGACUCCUCCUCCCUUGACCAAAGCACCACGUCGCCACCUCCAUCAAGCACAAGCAUCCUCUCGCAAAUACGCCUCGGUACCGACCGCGAAGUAAGCACAAUACCACGCGCCCUCCCCGACCAAAUCGCAUCGAAACCCGCCCCAGAUGCGCGCCCCGCCAACAACGAGCGUGAUACAGGCUCGGACAAGAAAACUGGAAACUGGAUCUACCCAUCCGAGCAAAUGUUCUUCGACGCCAUGCGCCGCAAAUCCUACGACCCGUCCGCGCCCGACAUGCGCACCAUAGUGCCCAUCCACAACGCCGUCAACGAACGCGCCUGGCACGAGAUCAAGACCUGGGAAAGCGGUCGCGGCGCCGAGAAAUGCGGCGGGCCCAAACUCGCUUCUUUCUCCGGGUUAAGCACGAGUUUAACGCCUAGGGCACGAUGGAAGAGUCUGAUGGGGUACCAGCCGCCGUUUGAUCGACACGAUUGGGUGGUGGAUCGGUGUGGGACGAAGGUUGAGUAUGUUAUUGAUUUUUAUGCAGGGAGGGAUGAGGGGAAGGUGGGGAAGGCGUUGAACUUUUAUUUGGAUGUUAGGCCCAAGUUGAAUAGUUGGGAGGGGGUUAAGAUGAGGAUAGCGAGGUUUUGGGGGUUUUAGAUACGAGACGUAGGGAAAAGUUGGGGGUUGUAGGAUAGGUUUGUAUAUGUGUAAGAUUAGUUAGCCUGGAUGGAGGUAUAGACAUGAUGUUGAUGAGUAUGGAUGGAUGUAUAUAUGAACGCGAACGGAAUAGAGUAACUUCGCUCAAGAAGGGAAUCCUGCGCCUAGACGCGCAG
Alternaria rosae is the source of this 1114-nucleotide messenger RNA. RefSeq names its product cytochrome c1 heme lyase. Gene Ontology annotation, cellular component: mitochondrion. Gene Ontology annotation, biological process: cytochrome c-heme linkage. Gene Ontology annotation, molecular function: holocytochrome-c synthase activity. The transcript has a single exon. The coding region runs from base 120 to 938 and encodes 272 amino acids. NCBI's taxonomy places the organism in Eukaryota, Fungi, Ascomycota, Dothideomycetes, Pleosporales, Pleosporaceae. The record is from RefSeq and is a predicted model, not a curated record.